Doryrhamphus excisus (bluestripe pipefish) is the source of this 3917-nucleotide messenger RNA. It is a transcript of the gene alkal1, whose product is annotated as ALK and LTK ligand 1. Gene Ontology annotation, biological process: positive regulation of ERK1 and ERK2 cascade; positive regulation of ERK5 cascade. Gene Ontology annotation, molecular function: receptor tyrosine kinase binding; receptor signaling protein tyrosine kinase activator activity. Lineage: Eukaryota; Metazoa; Chordata; Actinopteri; Syngnathiformes; Syngnathidae. The record is from RefSeq and is a predicted model, not a curated record.
UGCGCACAUUGAGCAGCUCUAAUGCAGUCACAAGACUCCAGACACGGGUGCACAAACAUCCUACACGCUGACAGGUCAGUGAAGCUCACACUGACUUCUGUGCGUAACCUUCAACUUUCUUUCUUUUGGAUGAAAAAAAAAUCUGCCAGCAAAAACUAGAGCGAUGUUGGAGACGCAACAACUUGGGAUGACUUUUUGAAAUUUAGAUUUUGUGAACGAGUUGUGAAAGUUGCGGUAAUGUGCGCGAAUAGCGCCGAAGAUGUCAACCUUGCUUUGCCACCCACGCGAAAUCGAUUCUAUUACCCCCAAGAAGCCGGCUCCUCCACGUAUAAAUAGAGACGAGAGGAUAUAUCUCCAAAGGCGGUGUUGAACAAGAAGAGCGCACUUCCACGAAGACCAGGACCAGGACCCGGACCAGGAUCAGGACUUAAAAACAUUUAGGGAGGUCAACUGUCUGCCAACUAGUCAUGCAGCUGGAGAGGAAAUGGCACGUACUCCUGACUUUCCUCCUCCUGCUCAUCACCUCAGGCGGCCAGUGCAUGGACAACAAGGAGGUCAAGCAGAAGGAGAGAAGGACCCUGCUGGACUUCAUCUUACAGGUGAUCAGAGACAGCGAGCACCUGGACAAACACCUGUCCAAGCGUUGCAGCGGUGGACUCUUUGCCUCCUUCCAGGACUUGAGGGUGUCCUCACGUGAAAAGCCUUUCUACGUUCCCAGGCUGGAGAAGCGUAAACUCACAGAAGUUGUUCCUCGAGAUGUAAACAUGAAGAGCAAGUUCAUUCAACACUUCACAGCAGGACCAGUCAAGUUUUCAUCGGAAUGCAGAACACACUUUGACAGACUUUAUCACAACACAAGGGAUUGCUCAAGACCGGCCUAUUAUAAAAGAUGUGCAAGAUUGCUGACACGGUUAGCAAUGAGUCCCCUCUGCUUGCAAUCAUAGAUAUCAAAUGUCCCAUCAUGAUGGAAGACCGUGUUGCCAAGGAAGUGCCUUCAAAUCCUCAAUCUGUCUAAUUCGGUUUGCCUUCUUGACAUCACCCAGAAUGCUGUCGGACAUUGUUUGGUUGUUUUUUUUCUAUACAGUAAUCCCUCGCCACUUCGCUGCUUCACUCUCACAGUAUUUCAAAAUAGAUUAAUUAGAAAAUAAUUUUGCUGUUUUGUGGUUGACUAUGGACAAAUAGCAUAUUUAAGCUAUUUUAUGGGAGGGGUGGGGGCUAAUUCAAGCAUUUUCAAGCAUAAAAAAGCUAAAUCAGGGGUGUCCAAACUUGGAAAAUUGAAAGGAUGCAACUUUGCCACUUUGAUAUUUUGUAAUAUUUUUGUAAUAUUUCAACAUUCAUCUUAAAUAAUCUUUGUAAUAUUUUCACUUUAUUCACAUAUUAUAACCGUUUCUUUUUUCUGUAUCUUUUAAAUAACUUGACUUAACUUAACUUCAACUGUAUGCUACUAAAAAUGACAUUUUUCCUAAUAUUCCAAGUUUGUUCUCGUUUCUCUAAUUGGAAUAUGACUUAAUUCUCUUACUUUAUUCACAUACAAUUACAGUUGUUAAUUACAGCUGUUCUGCUGCUGUUGUUUUCCUCAAAUAUCCUUUGUAAUUUUUCUUCACGUAAUAUUUUGACUUUAUUCCCAUAAUAAAACUUUUUCCUUAACGUAAUAUUCAAAAAAUGUAAAAAAAAAUCAUAUUAUUAUAUUUAUUAUUAGAAAUAUUACUAUAAAUAACAUUUUUCUUUAAUAAAAAAACAUUUUCCUCAUUAUUUCAUUUUGUUUGUCAUAAUAUUAUCACUUAAAAUUGUAAUAUUUUUCUUUAUAAAAAUCUAAGUCUUGUUAGAAUACAAUGUUUUUCUCUUUAUUUUUUUAACUUGCAAAUGACAUCUAUUUUUGUCUAUUUCUGCUGUAUCUUUUUUAAUUUUCCAACUUUUUUUCUUGGAACUUUUCUUCUUGAAAUUUUGACUUUACUGUCACAAUAUUUUCACAUUAUUCUCAUAAUAUAACUUUUUUCUGCAGCCUAAUUUCAAUAUUAUAAAUGUAAUAUUUUGACGUUAUGCUUAAAAAUGACUUAUGGCGUUAUUUAUGUCAUUUUUUGGUUUGUUUUGUGUUUAAAUUCUAUUUUCAGAAUGUACAAUUUGGACACCCCUGAGUAAUUGAAGUAAAAUACAAAAAAGAGGCAUUGAAAGAUGUGAUGAUAUGUAGUAUUCUACACUGGUCACUAGGUGUCAGUAAUGGUACUGUAAUGUUGGUUGAGACACACAAGCACCAGACUACUUAACCGCGAUAAACGAGGGAUGACUGUAUUUCACAUAACGCAUGUAUAUUUGUAAGUUGACAUUAAUUUAAUAUGAGGCAUAUUUAUUGAGGUGUGACGCUGUGUGUGUAAUAUUUCCAAAUCAUGCAGAGUUGAAUGAUGAGUUUGCAAAGGUUCUCCUCCGCCAUUGUUGUGAAGCAACAAGCCGGCCUUGCGGUGAACCAUUUGUCACCCUCUCGUCCUCAUCACCUUUUUAUUUGGCACUUGAGUGACAUGCCGAGAAGAGUGAGAAGAGGCGGAACGACAUCCAGUAUGUGAUAAGACACUGCACUAUCCCACAAUAAAGACUAUUGAAGCAGAGCCAAUAUUGAGAUUAUUGCCAAUAAAAGGCAGGCGAUGACAUCACGGGUCGGACUGAAAAUGGAAGUGAAUGACUUAUUAUUGACGGGAAAAUACAGCCCAACCUCUAAGGCGGCACAAUCUUUUCCAUUUUGGCAAAAUGGGAAAUUAGGAUGAAUUUAUAAAUAGGUGAUAAGGUAGCAGUUUUACAGUAGAAGAGUCCGAAGCUGAACGACCUCUAAAGUUGAACAAUUCAGAGUUCCACCAAAUUUGUCAGUGUGAUGACAACCCUUUCUUAUUGAGGUAUGCAGGUCUCGGCCUCGGACUUGGACAACGUGUUAAACCGGUUCCCCGAGGAAUUCUGUGGGGACUACUCUGGGAAUAUGGGGUACCGGGCCACCUAAUUCAGGCGGUCCGUUCUCUGUAGGACCGGUGUCAGAUCUUGGUUUGCAUUUCUGGGAAAAAGUCUGUUUCCAGUGAGGGUUGGACGCCACCAGGGCUGCCCUUUGUCCCCCAUUCUGUUUAUUACUUUUAGGGACACAAUUUCUGGGCGCAGCAUGGGUGUGGAGGCAUUUCGCUUUGGCUUUUUGCAGAUGAUGUGGUCCUGCUGGUUUCCUCGAGCUGUGACCUUCAACUUUCACUGGAUUGAUUCACAGAAAAAGGAUAAGGUGUUUGGAAAAGGAUUCGGGAUGAAAUCCUGCCCCAAGUUGAGAAGUUGAAGUACCUUGGGGUCUCGUUCACAAGUGAAGGAAGGAUGGAAAGUGAGGCUGACUGGUGUGGUGUCUACAUUGGUCUGUUGUCGGCAGACCAGUAGGGGGGCCUCAGGGAAGACCCAGGACCUGUUAGAUAGACGGGCCUGGGGACACCACGGUAUCUGCCAGGAGGAGAUGGGUGAAGCGACCUUGGAAGAAGUUAGACGGAUGGAUGGCGUCUGUGUCCUGGCUGCUCAGCACAAUAUGGAUGAAACAGCAAUAUUAUCUAAAGCAUCAUCAAAGAGUGAGUACUAUUUUUACGAUGCAGGUGCGCUUGCAUUGCUUACUUUUAAUAAUAAACAUUCCUUAUAUUUCGUGGGAUGAACCUCCAUUAAUGGAUCGUGUUCCAAGUACAAAAAUUCCUUCUUUGCCCCGAUUAAUUGGUUCCAGACCCCACCGGGAUAAGUGAAUUUCCACAAGGUAGGAUUCAAUCUUCAUAAACAGAAUAUUUUUGUAGUUAUAGCAUAGAAAACCUGUUUAUGACUUUCUAAUUGGACAUGAUUCGAGCCCUGUAGACACUCCUGUUAUUCUUUGUUUACGUCACAUUACACAAGCUACGGGCUAACUGCAGGGAGAUAACACACGC